Messenger RNA from Microplitis mediator, 1043 nucleotides. RefSeq names its product thioredoxin-like protein 1 (gene Txl). Lineage: Eukaryota; Metazoa; Arthropoda; Insecta; Hymenoptera; Braconidae. The transcript is spliced from 4 exons. The record is from RefSeq and is a predicted model, not a curated record. Bases 130 to 996 code for a protein of 288 amino acids.
UCUCCAUGAAAGUGCCAGUCAUCCAACCAGCUCGUCACAUCACGAUAAACUUUAUUUAAUGAAUUACACUUUACUAUAAUUAAAAGUAAAUAGUAAAAAAGCAAUUGUUUAAUUUAAAUAAUAAUAAAAAUGGGUAUGGUACGUGCAUUAGAUCAUGAUAGAGAUUUUCAACCAGAAUUAGCAAUGGCUGGAAUGAAACUUGUGAUUGUAGAUUUCACUGCAACUUGGUGCCAACCAUGUCAAAGAAUAGCUCCAGUAUUUCAGCAACUGUCGGCACAAUAUCCAAAUGCUGUAUUUUUAAAAGUCGAUGUUGAUAAACUCCCUGAAACAGCAGCCAGUCAAAAUGUCAGUUCAAUGCCAACAUUCAUAUUUUACCGUAAUCGGAGUAAAAUAGACAUGUGCCAGGGUAACAAUCCAAGUGCACUUGAAGCUAAAAUAAUUGAGCACUACGUAAGAGGUGGUGAUGAUGAAGCUGAGGGUCCUGUUGCUGGACAUAUGGAUUUGUCAACUUAUAUUAUUAAGAGCCAGUGUGAAUGUUUAAAUGAAUCAGAUGAUCAUAAUUUAGAACAUGGCUUGACUGCUGAAGGUUCUGGUUAUCUUGAAAGUGAUUGCGAUGAACAGUUAAUUAUUUCAAUAACAUUUAGACAAGCUGUUAAAAUUCAUUCGUUGGCAAUAAAAGCACCGGCUGACAAAGGUCCCAAAAAUUUGAAACUUUUUAUCAACCAGCCGAGAACCAUCGAUUUUGAUAUGGCCGAUUCUAAUACUAGUGUUCAAGACUUGACACUGACGCCCAAGGAUAUUGAGGAAGGAAAUCCAGUGGCAUUGCGGUACGUUAAAUUUCAAAAUGUACUAAAUCUUCAAAUAUUCGUAAAAGAUAAUCAAGGAGGAUGUGAAACAACGCAAAUAGAUCAUUUAGCUAUUUAUGGUUCGCCAAUUCUUACAACAAACAUGGGUGACUUUAAGCGCGUCGCUGGUAAAAAAGGAGAGAGCCAUUGAUUGUCAUAAAAAAUUUCAAAAAUUAAAAAUACAUUUAUUGUUUACAA